Micropterus dolomieu (smallmouth bass) is the source of this 5226-nucleotide messenger RNA. RefSeq names its product synaptotagmin XIb (gene syt11b). The coding region runs from base 228 to 1625 and encodes 465 amino acids. Gene Ontology annotation, biological process: regulation of dopamine secretion; regulation of calcium ion-dependent exocytosis; cellular response to calcium ion. NCBI's taxonomy places the organism in Eukaryota, Metazoa, Chordata, Actinopteri, Centrarchiformes, Centrarchidae. Gene Ontology annotation, molecular function: SNARE binding; clathrin binding; calcium-dependent phospholipid binding. Gene Ontology annotation, cellular component: synapse; membrane; axon. The record is from RefSeq and is a predicted model, not a curated record. The transcript has 4 exons.
GCGAGCAUCACUGCGCACCGAGCACCGACGGAGACACCGACCCGCCGAGCGGAGGACGUAUAAGGCAUUCAGCUCCCGGAGCAGCGGCUUGUUUUCGGUGAUUUCUCUCCCCGUCGCUUCUCUAUGGAUGUGAAAUAAAAGCGGCGGUCAGUCGGCGUCCUCCCUCCAUCUCUCUCUGCUCUUCUCUUCCCGCUCCGUCAGGACCGCAUCCAGCCCAGAUACACAAAAUGGCGGACAUCAUCGAGCUGGGACCCGCCUACGCCAUGUCUCCGGUCCUGGCAGGCUUCCUGGGAGCUGGCGUCCUGGUUUUGGUCGUAGUGGUUCUGGUUCUGCUCUGGUCUUUCUGUCAGCGCCGUUACCUGCGCAUCUCUGGACGCUACAAGCUGCACGGCGACCGUUACUGCGACGCCGAGGACCCCCCCUACAAGUUCAUCCACAUGUUGAAGGGCAUCAGCAUUUACCCAGAAUCCCUCAGCAGCAGCAAGAGGAUCGUACGCAGCAUGCGCCGCGUGGAGCGCUCCGACCGCGAGGGAGAGCGAGGCUGCCCCGCCGCCACGGGGAGGGGCAUGGUGCUGGUGGACGCUGAGAACAACAUCCUGGACGUCCCGGGGCAGCUGCAGAUGAGUCACCUGGUCCCCCCCGCCGGGGCGGGCCCCGCCCUCAACCAGGCCCGGCUGGAGCGGGCUCUGCCGGUCCGUGCCGACUACUGCUGCCUGGACAGCUCAGCCAGCAGCAGCCAGACCAGCAGCAAGACCGCGUCCCCCUUCACCCCUGCGUCCUCGGAGCCCGAACCGGAGCCCAGCCUGGGGGCCAUCAGCCUCACCGUCGACUACAACUUCCCCAAGAAGGCCCUGGUGGUGACCAUCGUCGGGGCCCGGGGCCUCCCCGCCAUAGACGAGCAGGCGGGCAGCUCGGACCCGUACGUGAAGAUGACCAUCCUGCCGGAGAAGAAGCACCGUGUCAAGACCCGCGUGCUAAGGAAGACCCUGGACCCGCUGUUCGACGAGACCUUCACCUUCUACGGCGUGGCCUACAGCUCGCUGCCCGAGCUCACCCUGCACUUCCUGGUCCUCAGCUUCGACCGCUUCGCCCGAGACGACGUCAUCGGCGAGGCCGUGGUGCCGCUGAAGGGCGUGGACCCGAGCACGGGCCGAGUCCACCUGAGCCAGCAGAUCACCAAGAGGAACAUGCAGUGUGAGAGUCGUGGCGAGCUGCUGGCGUCUCUGUCCUACCAGCCGGUGUCUCACCGCCUCAGCGUGGUCGUCCUGAAAGCUCGACACCUCCCCAAGAUGGACAUCACCGGCCUGUCAGCCAACCCCUACGUGAAGGUGAACGUCUUCUACGGCCGGAAGCGCAUCGCCAAGAAGAAGACCCACGUGAAGAAGUGCACGCUGAACCCGGUCUUCAACGAGUCCUUCAUCUACGACAUCCCGCCAGAGCUGCUGCCCGAGAUCUCCGUGGAGUUCCUGGUGGUCGACUUCGACCGGACCACCAAGAACGAGGUUCUGGGCCGCCUGUUGCUCGGGCUCCACAGCCCCGCCCCCUCCGGAGCCUCCCACUGGAGGGAGGUCUGCGAAAACCCCCGCCGGCAGAUCUCCAAAUGGCACAACCUGAGCGAGUACUGAGGCUGGGGGGGGGGGGGACCAGCAGAAACCAGCCGACACCACCUUCCAGGCUGGGACUCCACCAGUGAAACCACUGGGAAAUACAAACUCAGUGUACAGCACACACACACACACACACACACACACACACACACACACACACACACACAGUUGUGAUCAUAGUGAAACUCUCUCUCUCUCUCUACUAUCUCUCUCUUCCACCACUACAUUCGUCCUGUUCAUGACAGCGAAGAAGCAAAAAGAAAACGAGCUGUUUCUAAAAGAGAACCCAUGAAACCAUCCUCGGCCCGUUCAUGUCUCCUCUGGCUGUGUGUGUCCGCGGGGAAGGAAUGCUCCGAUUUAAAAAAGAUUACUAAAGAUUCCCCUUCUUGCUGUUGUCGUCACGCAGCUCAUCGCAUGUCUGUCCCAAGAGAAAAGAAAAACAAGCCCUCCAGAUGAGGAGCUGAGAGCUGAGCGGCGGCAGGAGGACGCUUCAGCUCCGGUAGAAGAAAUACUCACUAACACUGCGUAGGACUAAUCGCUGCAUAUAUCCAAGUAUAAUUACUCCUCAGUAGGACCCGGUAAGAGCGCCACAGAGCUCCCACGUCUCGCAGCGGCCAUGUUUUUAGGGGGUGGGGUUGUUGUAGUCCACAGCAUGCUCCCUGCCUCCUCCUGAAGAAGAUCAAACAUCGUGUUCACUCGUGGCUCCUGGAGGAGGUGCACUCCCAUCUGACUGUGAACUGUUUCAAUGUGGAUUUACAAACUGUGGCUGAAGACGAGUGGAGACGUUAACCAAUCAGCUUUCUGCUCAGCAACACUGAGAGCAGACUGAGAGACCGUGUAAAAUACUUGUUUGUGACAUGAAUGGUAUUUAAUAGACUCUCUGAAGGAAGCAGGAAGCAGCUGGUGGACUGAUUCAUCCCCACGCCGUUGUCUCAUUACCAGGAGUCACAGAAAGACCUGCCGAGACCAACUCGGAUUCACUCAAUCAGGUCGCACCGUUAAAGCUUGAGAAACGAGUACAGGCAGCAGAACGGGCGUGUUAUUAACGUGGUUUAGCGUCUUCUGACUGACGUAAAAUUAAAAUUAAAAUUACAAUCUCUCAGGUGUGAAAUGUUUCAGGUUGGUCUCUGGCUGUACUGGCUGUGGUUUGAGAUUUCUCUGUUGGAAAACUCGAGGCUUUGACACAGAGCUGUGGAAGGAAACAGCCACGAAAACAGACAGAUGCUAAAUAUUAAACUAACAUCUUCCACGUGUCGGAUCUCCGGUCCUGCAAAAAACGAGUAUUGUGGUGUUUUCAGAAUUUUGGCACCGAAGUACCGGUUCUCGUGACAUCCCCACACUGAAGUCACUGUUAAACAGCAUUUAUCAUCUUAUCUAUCUUAUUUUAUCCAAAGCCACUAAUAGUUGGUGUAUCGGUCAGAGGUCGCACGCCACUGGAGCAACAAGGGGUUAAGUGUCUUGCUCAGGGACACGUUGGUGUCUCACAGUGGAUUCAAACCCAGGUCUCUUACACCAAAGGCAUGUGUCUAAUCCACUGCUCCAUCUCCACCCCAAAAUAUUUCUUCAGUUCAGUAGUGGUAUGCUGAGACCGGGAUUCGAACCAUCAGUCUUUAGAUCUGCAGGACAAAGCCGUAACCUCUAGACUAUUAAGGCCUAAAGUUUCAAGUCAGUCGCCCGCGCUCCAUGUGACCUCCGUGACUCUUCAGAUAUUAGCAUGCCAACGUUAGCUUUGUCAGGUAGUGGCCGUAAAUAUUUAAAACGAGUCAGUGAGCUGCAGCCUGUUUCACUGUAGUGAUGGUGAAACUGCACAGCUUCACGCCAGAGACGUUUUAAGAGGAGACCCGUACAAUCCUCAGUACAACUCUAUAGGCAAACCCCGUAACGCCAAAGAGGGCGGCUGUCCCGCCCCUCCUACUAGAAAGCCAAUCAAGCCAAUCGUGUGGUUCCACUGCUGCUGACAGCGUCAUGAAGGAAACGUCCUCUGCAUUUCUGUAAAGGUUCAGUGUGAAGUUUUAGUGGCAUCUAGUGGUGAGAGUGGGAACUGCAACCAACCACCUCCUCCCUUGCAAGUGCGCAGGAGAAGCUACGGUGGCUCAUCCUAAGGUAAUAAAAACAUAACGGUUCAUUAUGUAAAGUCUUUACACACCACUGAAAAGAGAGUUAUGGAUAUUAUAUUGAUUUCUGUCAGUAGGUCCUCCUGAAUGUCACACACUGGACCUUUAACCUGAAACAGCGUCGCUCUCAGAGUCCACAUUUAGCGCAGGCGGACGUUUUAAACUGACUGCAGCUCAGCCGUCACAGAGGCGUUACUGCAGAGUCUCAGUUCGUACCUGUGUUAGGGCUGCAGCUAAUGAUCAUUUUCACCAUUAAUGUUUUAGCCUAAAAAAAGUGGUAAAAUAUGUUUAUCUAAGUUUCCCAAAGUUCGACAUGACGUCCACAACCCAAAGACAUUCAGUUUACUGUCACAGAGGAGCAAAGAAACUAGGAAAUAUUCACACAUGAGAAGCUGCAAUCAGAGAAUUUGAACAUUUUGUUUAUUCAUACAGUUUAAAGUUAGAGGCAUAGUGCACAUUAACAAACAUUUCUGUAACUGUGCCAGUUUAGCUAUCGUCCCCGGGCAGGUGUAAUCAUAGCUACAUAAAAUACGGAUUUUAAUCAACUAAAUGAAACUACCGUAAAACCUGGUUGCCUGUGCUUUUAUUUGUUAAAAUCACCCAGCCUGUAUCUGGGACCUUAUUCCUUUACCGUGUAAGUAAAUCUGAAGGAAAACCACUUUAGUGCUCAUUGUUUACAUUAUAAAUACUUUAAAGAUUUACCUUGGUGUGCACUAAGCAGCUUGAAGAGGUUUCAUACAUCCAAACAGCUUCUAUAAAAACAGACCAGGCUUCUAACUGAGACCAGAACAUGCAGCCACACCAGGCCAGUAAAUGGGAGCGGCGUCUAACUAGGACUCUGCUUUAACUGAAGUUUUACGGUGAUCUGCGAACGCCUCGUUGUGAGCUCCCUGCAGGCGGCUUAACGAGAGAAAAUAAAAGCCGAUCAACGCGUCCUGAUCCCAGGCUUCAGGGAGACGAGACAGGUCAGAUGCGUCUUGAUGAACCCGGAGGUAAUGAGACGACGGCGCCGGGCGGAGACCAUCAGCAACCGCAGCUUCUCUUCGCUUCCUGUGCCCCUGUGUCACGUUCCUUCUCUUCCUCCGACCUGCACUGGCGUGUGAAGCGUUUCCCUGCAGGAGUGCCUGAAGCCGUUUGUUUUCUGAAGCCCAGUGGAUGUUUGAAUAUUUCCUUUGAGUGGUGUAGUCUAACGAGCACACGUUAGUCCCAGUUUAGAGUUAACCCACGUUAACCCCGCUCGCCGCCGAGCCCGCAGCUCGCCGACGUGGCGAAGAAGAAUAACCUGUGUGAAACUAACUUUGAGUCAGAGACGUGCCGAGGACGGCUCGGACGGCUCGGACUGUAGAUUUGUACAGAUGUGAACAUGUUUGCCGGUUUCCUUCCUGUCUGAUGUCCUCGGAGCUUCAGUGUGUUUGAGCGCCCCCUGCUGUAGACCUGGACGCUAACCUCGUGUUAGCUCUGUCACACUAAUCAGACGUGCAAAUAAAAAACAAGUUAGCCAUGGA